Messenger RNA from Pseudozyma hubeiensis SY62, 291 nucleotides. Its product is annotated as 40S ribosomal protein S22. Lineage: Eukaryota; Fungi; Basidiomycota; Ustilaginomycetes; Ustilaginales; Ustilaginaceae. The transcript is spliced from 2 exons. Gene Ontology annotation, cellular component: ribosome; cytosolic small ribosomal subunit. The coding region runs from base 1 to 291 and encodes 96 amino acids. Gene Ontology annotation, molecular function: structural constituent of ribosome. Gene Ontology annotation, biological process: translation. The record is from RefSeq and is a predicted model, not a curated record.
AUGGUUCGCAUUUCCGUUCUCAACGACGCUCUUAACAGCAUUGUCAACGCCGAGCGCAAGGGUAAGCGCCAGGUGCUUGUGCGCCCUUCGUCCAAGGUCGUCAUCAAGUUCCUCUCGGUCAUGCAGAAGCACGGUAAGUUUCUUCUUUCGGACACAGCACAGCAAAGCAUUGCACAGCAUCGCACGAUUCGCAUUCGUCACAACCCACAGUCAGCAGAAUUGGAAGUUUCGUCAAGUCGAAGAGAAGAGGAAAAGCAUGGCAUCGACAAGGACUGGCUGGGAGCAGGAUAA